AUGUCCCACCGAGAUUCCGAUCUCAUCGGCCUCAUCGCCGUAGUCGGCCUCUCCCUCCGCUUCCCCGGCGGCGCCAACGACCUCCCUAGCUUUUGGAACCUGCUUAACCAAGCCCGGUGCGUCUCGCAGGACUUCCCGGUCAACCGUCUCAAUGCAGACAGCAUGUACUGGCCGGCCCGCGUCCGCGGAGGCCACUUCCUGAACGAAGACGCCGACGGCACCUGCACGGCCUUCGACGCGCCCUUCUUCGACCUGUCCGCUGUCGAGGCUGCAUCCAUGGACCCCCAGCAGCGCCUAUUGCUGGAAGCCAGUUAUACCGCGUUGGAGAACGGCAUAUCCAAGCUCCGUGGACAUUCGCUGCAGCGUGGCCUUCUCGAGAUCGGGCUGGCAAGCCGCGUUGUCAAUAUUGCUGACGGCGCCAGCACGGACCCGGGCGCUCUCACUGUUCUGGCGUUUGAUAUCGAGUCUCCCAAGCCUUAUCUCCACGGUAUAAACGCGGACGGCUUACAGAACAUUCAGCGCAUCUUGCAAAACGCCAGGAGCGUACUCUGGCUGACGAAGAGCACAUCUAAGCCUGAACACGGCAUGGCGACAGGGCUUGCACGCGCUGUCAACACCGAGGUCAACGAGUACAAGCCAAUGAGAGUUACCUUAGAGGCUGAUAGCGAGCCAGAUGAAGAGCAGAUCCAGACCUUGUUCCGUCUCAUCAGGCAGAUGCUCGCCAGUCCAGAAAGCCGGUUUGAGGCCGAGAUCGAACAGCGCGGGGGCCUCUUCCACAUCGGUCGGCUGCAGGAAGAUGCAGCGUGCCAGAAGGGAAUCCGCGAGAGGUUGUCGUUUAAGCUAGAGUGCGACCUGCGCUGGAAGGACGCCCCUGCUCUGAAACUCACCACCCAAACUCCGGGGCUUCUGGAGAGCCUAUGCUUUGUUGAGGACGACGCCCACUCCGCACCCCUGCCAGACAACGAGGUGGAGGUCAAAGUCAAGGCCGUCGGACUCAACUUCAAGGACGGCCUUGCCGCCCUGGGCCGACUGCCUAUCGGGACCUUGGGGAUUGAGUGCGCCGGCGCUGUGGUCCGCGUUGGGGCUGCGUACCAGGAUAGCUUCCAGAUCGGCGAAUGGGUGUGCAUGCUCAGCAUCGGGGCAGCGUUCAAGCCUUACGCACGCGGCAAGGCACACAAUGUCUGGCGGUUGCCGUUUGACAUGAGCUUCGUCGAGGCGGCGUCGAUGCCGACAACGUUUGGCACGGCCUGGACAGGUCUCGUGGAUCUUGCGCGUCUGCAGAAGGGCGAGAACGUCCUGAUCCACUCUGGUGCUGGGGGAACCGGGCAGGCCGCUAUCCAUCUCAGCCAGUAUCUUGGGGCAGAGGUGUUUGCGACCGUGGGCUCCGAACACAAGCGGGCGCUGCUGAUGGCCGAGUACGGGAUCCCGGCCGACGACCAUAUCUUCAACAGCCGCGAUACCUCGUUUUCCAGGGGAAUGAAGCAUGCCACGAGCGGCCGCGGGGUGGACGUUGUGCUGAACUCGCUGGCGGGUGAGAGCCUGCUGGCGUCGUGGGAGAGCCUCGCGCCGUACAGGCGCUUCAUUGAGCUGGGGAAGAAGGAUAUCCUGGACAACGCGGGCUUGCCCAUGCUUCCCUUUGUCAGACAUGCUACCUUUUCGGCGUUGGACUGGUCGGUCUGGAUUGUUGAGCGGCCUGCCCAUUCUCUACAAACAAUGGAGACCAUUCUGCGUCUCUUCCAGCAAGGCAUCCUUCAUCCUUCCCGCCCUGUGCAUGUCUGUCCAAUCUCCGAUGUCCACAAGGCAUUCUCGGCCAUGGCAGACGGUAAGACCAGCGGCAAGACUGUGCUGACAAUCAGCCCCGAAGCUAUUGUCCCGACAAUCACCACUCGCCAUCCCACGUACACCUUCAGCGCGGACGCCACGUACGUACUUGCCGGUGCAUUCGGCGGAAUCGGCCGCUGCAUCACCCGCUGGCUGGUCGAACGAGGGGCCCGAAACCUCCUCCUUCUCUCGCGGUCAGGCCCAAGCACCCCAGCAGCGCACGAGUUGGUCGAGUCCCUGCGCGCCAACGAAGUCACCAUCCAGACGCCCCCCUCCAACAUCGCCGACGCAACCGCCCUCCGCCUCACCCUGCAAAACAGCCGCACCUCUCUCCCCCCAAUCCGUGGCUGCAUCCAAGCCGCCAUGGUCCUGCACGACACGCCCUUCACGCACAUGCAGCACGCCCAAUGGCGCGCAGCCGUAGACCCCAAGGUCUCCGGAUCAUGGAACCUGCACACGCACCUGCAGGGGCUGACCUUCUUCGUCCGCCUCUCGUCCCCGGGGCCGUCUCCGGGAUCGUCGGCCAGCACGGCCAAUCCAACUACGCCGCCGGGAAUUCCUUCCAGGAUAGCCUGGCGCGAUACCGCGUAA
Molecule: messenger RNA, 2412 nt
Organism: Aspergillus mulundensis
Lineage: Eukaryota; Fungi; Ascomycota; Eurotiomycetes; Eurotiales; Aspergillaceae
Exons: 3
Coding region: 1-2412 (803 amino acids)
Biological process (GO): fatty acid biosynthetic process; secondary metabolite biosynthetic process
Molecular function (GO): oxidoreductase activity; fatty acid synthase activity
Source: RefSeq, a predicted model, not a curated record